This is a messenger RNA of Poecilia latipinna (sailfin molly), 4539 nucleotides long. Its product is annotated as hypermethylated in cancer 2 protein-like. Gene Ontology annotation, cellular component: nucleus. Gene Ontology annotation, molecular function: DNA-binding transcription factor activity, RNA polymerase II-specific; protein binding. Lineage: Eukaryota; Metazoa; Chordata; Actinopteri; Cyprinodontiformes; Poeciliidae. The coding region runs from base 151 to 2385 and encodes 744 amino acids. The transcript is spliced from 3 exons. Gene Ontology annotation, biological process: regulation of transcription by RNA polymerase II. The record is from RefSeq and is a predicted model, not a curated record.
UCACCCCAAUAUGAAAAGCGUGUGAUUGUUUUCCACAUGAGACCCAGUGCAGAUAAAGUACGGUGGGACUAUAUAUCCACAAUGAAGACUCUUUCCCCACUUUAACUGAAAGCAGGGCAGACAGUGAUUGUUGUCCGUCUUCGGUAUAUUAUGAAGGCGACAUCGUCUCCGCAGGACGUCACCCAUGCAGCAUCACUGCUGGCAUAUCUGAACCAUCAGAGGGAUCGAGGCAUAUUCUGUGACUGUGUACUCAGGCAGGGGCAGAACUCAGAUCAGCUUUACCAUGCACACAGGUGUAUCCUGGCAGCCUCCAGCCCAGUGUUGGCAUCCAUCCUGUCCUCAUCUGGUGUCCUGGUGGAGCUACACGAUCCAAGUCUCCCGGACUCUGUGCUGCCGUCCCUUUUGGACUACAUUUACACCGGGGUUCUUCCGCACCCUCUCAGCAAACAGGAAUAUUACAGACUGCUCUCUGCCGCCUGCCAAAUGCAGAUGAAAGAACUGCAGGAUGCUCUGAGAGCUAACUGGCUGCAGAUCCAAGGGAAUGCUACGGAUGAUAAAAAUGCGCCAGUUAUGGUUGAAAUGUACUCAUUUAAAGAGGCAGAAGAUUCUUACAAAAUUGACUUUGAGACCUUCAAACACCUUCCGUCAUCAACCACAACAUAUCAUUUUCAAAGCCAUGAAACAACUAGACAGCCGUUACUUAAUGAGAUGUUUCAAGAACCCCGGAUCGCUUCAGGAAGCGCCAAUGCCUGUCCUGAAAAUGAUGAGGGAAAAAUAAAAAAUCAUUACGUAAAUGGUCACACAAGAACUGGUUUAGCUUCUUUAAAUGAUUUAAAUACUCUCAGUAUCCUUGAAAGCACUGACACAGACGACGCAGGUGACUACAGACAGGUAACGUCGCUCACCCAAUGGGAAUCGCUGAGGUCCAAGGAUGACAAAGCUCAGAUGCAUGACUCAUCCGGGGUAGAUGUGCAUCAUUCGCUAAACUUUGUAAAACCAGACAUGAGACAGAGAACCCCAGAGGAAGACUUACUCAGUAAAUCUAAGGAAAGAAAGAGAUGCUCUUCCUCUCCGUCAUCAUCGUCACCCCCAUGCUCUGAGGCGGUGCCUGUCAUUUGUCACAGUAGCAGAGCGGCUGUCCUGCAUCAGUCAAAAGUCUCUGUGUGGCCUCACAAUCAAGCAUCUGAGUCUUUUGUCCAGCCUCCCUCCAAAAUCGCCCACUUCUCACUCUCAUUAGACAUAGGCGAUGACAACACUGUUGAAGCAAUUACCACUCAGUGCAAAGAUCAAAAUGGAGAACAAAGUCAGGAUCCCAGAAGCACUAUAAGGCACACCAGCUGUGCUACUGGCCACAAGGUGGACAAGGAUUACAGCAGCAACAAUGGACAUUUAUUUAAAUUCAAUGACACCUGCAAGAAUGCAUCAAUGCAUUUCUCUGCUACCGCAUGUGGCAAAGUGCUGGAAAGCAGAAAAAAUUCAUCCCCUGAAACCGCGGAGCCAUGUUCCUUUUUAACAGCACCCAUUGACCACAAGUUGUCGGGCGCUACGAGACGCACUGCUCAGCCAAAUCAUUGGCAUCUUCCUCAUCAGGAUGGACGAUGUGAAGACGCAUCACUUCAAGAUUCAAAUCACCAACCCUUAAAGCCUGCUUUGUCUCCUGAUUCAGAUGAGUUAGGCGGUGAAGUUAAUGCUCCUUUUUCAGCUAAAAGAUCACUGAGUCAAUACUUUUUUACAGAGAUAGAAGACCAGUCGGAUAUGAACACCAAACAUGAUGAGCUACCUGUGCCCUGUCAGCAUGGGCAUGACAAAGAGGUAAAGCAGUUUGUUGGCAUGGAUACAGCUGAUGCACAAGCAAAUCAGGAUUCCUCUGUAGCCAGAGCUGAGACGUUAGAUGAGGCUGAUGGACAGAGAGACAUCCAACAAGGAAACCCGUUUGAUAUAAAACCAUCCCAAACAGAAGAUUGCAUUACACUAAACAUUAGCAUGACGGAGGUUCCCAAACCUAAAGAGCUUGAAACUCAGAGCAGCUCCUCUCCAGUUUACUCACCUCUGAGUGAGCCGGACUGUGAUCGAGCCUCAAAGCCAUCAACUGUAUCUGUCUGCAUACCUUCUACCCUUCCAGCCAGCAUGCCAACAGAUAGGUCAGCUCAUCUGUCAUCUCCCAAUCACCAGCCUUUCCAGUGCUCUUUGUGUGAUCGCUCCUUCAGCCAGAGAGGUUCUCUGAACAGACAUGUGCGGAGCCACCUUGGCGUUCGGCCCUUCCCCUGCCCCUGCUGCCCGAUGACCUUCUCACGCCAAUAUCGUGUCACAGAGCACAUGCGUGUUCAUCAACGUUCUGCCCUGGGAAAUGACUUACAAAAGUCCUCUGUCAUAAACAACAACUAAAUGUCACAAAACUGGAAUUGAUUAGCAUUUUUAUAGUACAUUAGAAUGUUAAGAAGGAAAAUUGAUAGCUUAUUUGUGGAUGAUGGACUCCUGUCAGCUUUUGAAGGUUUUGCAAACCUCACGUUUCUCAGUUUGUGGCAUUCUUUGGAAUCCAGUGUAAAAAUCUAGCAGCAGAGGCAUCUUUAGCCACUUUUCAUCAUGAUCUUCCCCAGCAGCUGAUGAAGAACAAAUCUGUCCUGUUACAUUUUUAAUUUAUAUUUCUACUUCUACAAUUAUUUUUGGCAGCUAUUUUCCUUUGAAGUCCGCUGACAUCAAUAAAAAUUGAUGUCAGCAUUUGUUACCUGACAUGAAACUGCAGAUAGAUGUUAUUAGCCGUUACAUGUAGAACCUUCAGAUGCUGGGAAUUUGGCAGCUUCAGAUUUUUUAUUUUCCUGCUUCGAACUAAAGCCACAAUUCAGCGGCAAUGUUUGUGCCUGGAGUGUGUUGAAGACUUCAUUGUUCUCACGAGAUAACAAAAUAUGUCUACGAAGCGUUCCUAACUUCCCCAGUCAUCGAGAACAUAAAAGUCACUUCCACUUCGCUAAAUUUUUUUGGCUGUUACCAGAAUGUUUUUUUUUUUUUUUUUUUUUUGCACAGCAAGUGCGUCAAAAUCUAAGAAAUGACAUGGCAGCUCAGUCAAGAAACAGUUUUAGCAUUUUAUUUUAUAUUGUCACACAGAUGUUUGUAUUUAUGCAGCUGAAUCCAUAUAAAAGAUGUUAAUAAUGUUAAUAAACAGACAAUGUUAAUUUAGCACAAACAAGGUGAUGCUUAUUAGCUCAACAUCCAAGUCAGUGUAGAAUAUGAACUGACAGAUGAUGCAUAUUGCAGUCGUUUUCAUGUCUUGGGAUAUUUCUCCCUUAAAAAGACAUAAAAAGAAAACUUCAGAUAGUGUUAUUUUUUGGGAGGGAGUGGAGAAGGGAGUGUUGCUAAAAACAAGUUUAUUCCUGUGCCUUCUGCCAGUAGCCUUCUGUUUAUCCUCUGGUUCUCUAUCUGCCUUAUGCAGAAACCUAUGCUGUCAUGAUCAGUUACUGACAUGGAUAAAUAAAAUUGUCUCGAGGAAUAGCUUUAAAGACCCCCUGGAAAGUUCAAAGAAGAAUUGACAUGACCACUUUUCUGAUUUCCUGAAAGAAACAUUUAAAGAAAGUAGAGGGGGUUUAAAAUCUCUAAGACACAUCCUUCUUUUCUUCGACACAUCCUGGAAAUUCAAAGGUAUUCCCAGGAUACCUUGGAAUUUCACAGGUGAGUCCAAAUGAGCUCUUUGUGUGUCCUGGGGUCUCCUCCCAGUGGGAUGUGCCUAGAAAAGCUCCAUAGAAGAGAUAUGGUGGUAGCUAUAAUCUUGAAAUUACAAAUCUAUUCCUAGGAGUUCUACGUUGAGCUAUUAGUCAAUAUGUGAAAUAUGUGAUGAAUUCUUUUUAUGCAAUCUGUUUCUGUUAGUCCAGAAGGGUGCAUGUCUCUACAUUUGUGCUGCUGGUUUGCUGUGAAACUUCACCUAAAGAAACAAAAGAGUCAGUCCAGAGGUUCCAGAGUGUUCUGUCUUGUUUAUGCCAAGUUUAUUAUAAUGGGUUUCUUCAAAGUUAACUUGUGGAAUUUACUUUUUUUUUAUUGUUGGAAGUUUAAAUAAAAAACACCUCACAUAUAUGUAAAAUGAUAAUGUUGCUACAAAUGAUCACAAUGUCAACAAUACCCCGCUGACAUUUUAUCCUACUUUGAGGCAUUCCGCUUAUGAAAAAUAAAAUAAAAUAAAAAAAUGUAGAUGUAUUAGUUUUUUGGGGGAGGAGGAGGGGAUUUGUUGUCCUAUCCUUCUGCUAAGGAUAAUUUAACAUUCAAAUUAAAGAAACACAUGAUUAACUUCACAAUGAAAUUAUUUUGGAAAGCAUUUAUUGGAACUAUUAGCAGCUUUAAUGGAGUAAUAGUCUACCUGCCUAGGCCUGCCUGGUUUUCUUUCUGCAACUUUAUUUCCUUCCAUUGUUAUAGACCUCAUACUUCCCACUCUACUUGUAUUCUAUGCCGUUCACUGAAUAUGUGAGCUUGUGUAGUUAUAGGACUUUUUAUAAUUUCUUUACAGAACACAUCAUUCAAGUCCUGAACUGUCAAUAAAAUGAUGACCCUUUUUGA